GCACACCUACUGUACGCCCUAGCAACACGCUAUAGGCUAAUCAUUUGUUAAGUAAAUAGUCGAGAUAUGCAUCUGAUUCCACGUGUCCACGCGUACGAUAAGCGUGCUUCAGGUAUAAUAGACACUCCCUCGUGCCCCUCAGUAACUGGUACUAAUAGUACACACCAGAGCCAUAGAAAAAGAAAAAAAAAUAUUUUUCUAUGGCUCUGGUACACACAUACAAGACUAACGGUAAGUUAAAAACGUGCUACUUUAGAAAACAUUUAAUUUAAAGUAAUGUUAAAGUAGAAAACAACUCGAAAGAUGAUCAAAUGUUGAUUGGACUAUAGCAUAACCUCUAAUCCUCGUUAUUAGUUUUCGUUGUAGAAAACGUCGGGAUCGCGAAUGCAUAAUUACAUUUUCUUACUUAGUUGUGAAAUGCAAAAUGUUAAAGAAAUUUCACUUUUUUUCAGAUGUGUUCUGUCCGCAAGAUCCUUCAUAUUUUAAUCGGAGUUAACGUCAUCAGAAUCUCUGAUACAUUCUCUGCGGGGAAUUACCCUGACUUUCACGUGGCUUGUGGUUCUUUGUUGCCUGAUCAUCCCCCAUUUGGGGUGAGUCCCGGUGAAACUCCAUUUAGUGUCAGUCCAUUGCAUAUUAAUGCUAAAAAAGGUGAAGAGGUUCCAGUGAUGCUUAAAUCUGAAACCCCUGCCAUGUUUAUGGGAUUCAUGUUGGAAGCCCGAAAAUCAUCAGAUGUGAAUGAGCCCUCAGUUGGCAAGUUCAAGGCUAACAGUUUUACAACAUUGCUAAAUUGUAAUGGGCUUGAUGGUUCAGCUGUUUCUCAGAAAAACCCAAGUGAAAAGACAAAAGUCAAUGUAACAUGGAUCGCACCUGAAACUGGAACUUUCUAUUUUCGGGCUGCAUUUGUACAAGAUUAUACAACAUUCUGGAAACCAAAUGAUAUUGUACUAGCUACAACUCCAUCUCCCAGUACUACAUCAACAGCUCCCAGUACUACAUCAACAGCUCCCAGUACGACAUCAACAGCUCCCAGUACGACAUCAACAGAUACCAGUACUACAUCAACAGCUCCCAGUACGACAUCAACAGCUCCCAGUACGACAUCAACAGCUCCCAGUACGACAUCAACAGCUCCCAGUAUGACAUCAACAGAUACCAGUACUACAUCAACAGCUCCCAGUACGACAUCAACAGAUACCAGUACUACAUCAACAGCUCCCAGUACGACAUCAACAGCUCCCAGUACGACAUCAACAGCUCCCAGUACGACAUCAACAGCUCCCAGUACUACAUCAACAGAUACCAGUACUACAUCAACAGAUACCAGUACUAAAUCAGGAGUCGCAAUCCCCUUGAGCAUCUUCGGCUUAGGAUGCCUUGGAGUUUCAGUUGUUAUAGUUACAGCUGUAAGAGGUAAUUAGUCAUAUGAAUAUUACGGUACAGUAUAUCAUAUUCACUUUCUCUUAUUUGUUUUGGAAUGAUUUUGUCUAUUGCGUUUUGCACUGUAAUAAUUGCAAAAGACAAAUGUUUUAGAUGUGUAAUUUUUUGUUUGUUUGUUUUGCACUCGUUUAAUGCACCUUUCAUGAUAGUUUAGAAUCAUGACGACAGUAGCAAAUGGUCUGCUUGAUGUUAUGUGUUGUGACAACAUUGUACUGCUUUCUACGGUCUAUGCUGUAUGCUCUGUCGUUUAUCUUCCUCCUGAGAACAAAGAUGGUUAAUGAUUAAUUAUUAUUCUUAGUCAUGCCUAAACACACCCUCACAGUCCACUUCUCUGGAAUUUUGAAGUUGUAUACCUUUGAGUUCAUUAUGACGCUCUUCUGUGGAAAUCUGUUAUCAAACUUCAACUACAACAAAAACAAUUGCUCAAGUCAAACAUUCCCAUUGGAGUGAAAAACAAAUAUAUGUAUAUUGCAUCUGGGCAAUGUGGUUGGUAGAAUAAUGAAGGUCUUGUGAUAAUUUAUACUGUUACCAUGGUUAUUUAAACAAAACUGCACUGUGCGAAUAAAGCUUACCUGCUCCCUA
Hypomesus transpacificus is the source of this 2019-nucleotide messenger RNA. Its product is annotated as A-agglutinin anchorage subunit-like. The record is from RefSeq and is a predicted model, not a curated record. The coding region runs from base 453 to 1418 and encodes 321 amino acids. The transcript is spliced from 5 exons. NCBI's taxonomy places the organism in Eukaryota, Metazoa, Chordata, Actinopteri, Osmeriformes, Osmeridae. Gene Ontology annotation, molecular function: oxidoreductase activity, acting on metal ions.